AUGACCACAGAUGGCCCCGAAAAGACCAGGGCUGACGGGACAGCCGUCCAGGCCGCUCCUUCACCAGAAUCCCAUUAUAGUACACAUAUCGUCUUGACCACCUAUCCCGGGCAAAGUGGCAUAGACCCUGUGCCCCUGAAUUGGGGUGCAGCAAACGCCAAAUCCCGUGGUCCAGUCGUGGUCUCACGCAGCGGGCCAUUGCUCAAGCGACGCAAUGCCAUGGGCGCCCAUGGCGGUAGCUACAGCAUUUACAACGCCCUGGCCAUCGCCGCCGGCGACCUCCCCCCUGACUUCCGUCCAGACUUUAAGAACAGCGAACCUACCUUCAACUUCCCCUGGCAACCUGCCUGGGCCGACAAAGACAAGAUCGUGUCAAUGGACCCCUACGGUCACGACAUCGUCAACCAAUUCCGGGAUGAGUUGAAUGCCGGUUGGGACAUCCGGCCUACCAUGGCUGUGACCCGUGCUAAUAUGAAACUGGCGGAGAUCGGCGAGGCAGUGCGAGACGGACAGCUCGAGGUGGAUGGUUCAAUCGUGGUAGACUCCUCGGGUGAAGUCCGGGUGACGAAGGUCGCCGUCGAGCCGGUGUGGUACCUCCCUGGAGUUGCGGACCGAUUCGGCGUCUCAGAGCCUAUCCUGCGUCGGACGCUCUUCGAACACACGGGUGGCAGUUACCCGGAGCUGAUUACUCGACCGGAUCUCAAGAUCUUCUUGCCGCCUAUUGGUGGUCUGACGGUGUAUAUAUUUGGACCACCCGAGCGUGUGUCGGAUGAGAACGUGAAGCUGGCCUUGCGUAUCCACGAUGAGUGUAAUGGAAGCGAUGUCUUCCAGUCUGAUAUCUGUACAUGCCGACCUUAUCUGGCGUUCGGUAUCCGGGAGGCGAUCCGCGAAGCCCAGAAUGGAGGCAGUGGUGUUGUUAUCUACUUCCGAAAAGAAGGUCGUGCCUUGGGUGAGGUCAUCAAGUACCUGGUGUACAACGCCCGCAAGCGUGGCGGUGACACGGCAGAUAAAUACUUUACGCGCACAGAGAACAUCGCCGGUGUGAGAGAUAUGCGCUUCCAAGCCCUCAUGCCCGACAUCCUCCACUGGCUCGGCAUCAAGAAGAUCGACCGCAUGCUCUCCAUGUCUAACAUGAAACACGAUGCGAUCGUCCAAUCAGGCAUCCAGAUCCUCGAACGAGUCCCCAUUCCCGAAGAUAUGAUCCCCGAUGACUCGCGCGUUGAGAUCGAUGCGAAGAUUAAUGCCGGAUACUUCACGACGGGACGGCAGUAUACUAUGGACGAGCUGGCCGAGGUGAAGGGACGCGGCUGGGAGAAAUGGGAGGAUAUCACACAUUAA
This is a messenger RNA of Aspergillus bombycis, 1338 nucleotides long. RefSeq names its product putative GTP cyclohydrolase II. Gene Ontology annotation, molecular function: GTP cyclohydrolase II activity. Bases 1 to 1338 code for a protein of 445 amino acids. Lineage: Eukaryota; Fungi; Ascomycota; Eurotiomycetes; Eurotiales; Aspergillaceae. Gene Ontology annotation, biological process: riboflavin biosynthetic process. The transcript has 4 exons. The record is from RefSeq and is a predicted model, not a curated record.